Molecule: messenger RNA, 1755 nt
Organism: Triticum aestivum (bread wheat)
Lineage: Eukaryota; Viridiplantae; Streptophyta; Magnoliopsida; Poales; Poaceae
Product: U-box domain-containing protein 4-like
Exons: 4
Coding region: 1-1755 (584 amino acids)
Molecular function (GO): protein binding
Source: RefSeq, a predicted model, not a curated record
AUGCCCUCUUCCUCCUCGUUCGUGUCGGCGGAGGCGGAGACGAGGAACUGGGCGGAGCUGCCGCUGGACGCGAUCUCAUCCAUCCUCCACAAGCUCGGCCAUGUCGACAUCCUGAUGGGGCCCGGCCAGGCGUGCCGCUCCUGGCGCGGCGCCGCCCGCGACGAGCCCGAGCUGUGGCGCCGCAUAAACAUGCUAGGCCACGCCGAUCUCUCCCGCCAGCUCAACCUCCACGGGAUGGCGCAGGCCGCCGUCCGCCGCAGCGCGGGUAGGUGUGAGGCGUUCUGGUGUGAGCACGCCGGCGGCCACGGCUUCCUCCUCCGCCUCACCGACCAGGCACCAUCUCUCAAGAGUCUUCACCUCGUUUCAUGCUAUACAUCUAGUGAUGAAGCACUUACGGAGGCGAUAGUGAAAUUCCAUUUGCUUGAGGAGCUCGAGCUUGCAUUGUGUUCAAAUGUGGGUGGGAGUGGCGUGUUGGGGGUUGUUGGCAAAGCAUGCCCACAACUGAAGAGCUUCAGACUGAUUAAGGAUGUGUUGUAUGAUUCUGAAGCUAGUGACUACGACAAGGAUGAUGAAGCCAUGGGGAUUGCAACCAUGCGUGGGCUAUGCUCUUUGCAGCUGUUUGGCAAUGGCCUGACAAAUAAAGGACUGACAGCUAUCCUGGAUAAUUGCUGCCACCUGGAGUUCCUUGACAUUCGUCACUGCUUUAACGUCUACAUGGACAACACCCUGCGCACAAAGUGUGCUAGGAUAAGCACACUUUGGCUCAUCCUGCCAAAAUUGGGUGAUGUCGGCAUGAGAGAGCAAUUUAUUCGCCCACAAGCAUCUGAUAGGGGAUUUCCAAGAAUAAUAUCUUCCUCAUCCAUGGAUGCUCGGGGUGAUCUUUCUGCCAUUGAGAAUCAGGUGCACAAGCUAAUCGAUGGUUUGAGAAGCGAUUCCAUAGAAGGUCAAAGAUCAGCGACAUCAGAGAUUCGCCUUCUAGCUAAGCACAACAUGGAGAACAGGAUUGUCAUUGCAGAUUGUGGGGCUAUAAACUUGCUGGUUGGUCUUCUUCAUUCACCAGAUGCCAAGAUCCAAGAAAAUGCAGUGACAUCCCUCCUCAAUCUGUCCAUCAGUGAUAACAAUAAGAUUGCCAUCAUGAAUGCAUAUGCUAUUGAUCCUCUCGUCCAUGUCCUGGAAACAGGGAACCCUGAAGCUAAAGAGAAUUCAGCAGCUACUUUGUCCAGUCUCUCGGUUAUUAAAGAACACAAAGUGAGGGUUGGACGAUCUGGUGCCGUCAAGCCUCUCGUGGACUUCCUGGUAAGUGGGACCCCGCAAGGAAAGAGAGAUGCAGCUAUUGCAUUGUUUUAUUUAUCCAUACUUGAUGAGAACAAGGGUCGCAUUGUGCAAGCUAAUGCGGUGAAGCAACUAGUUGAGCUUAUGGAUCCUGCUCUUGGAAUGAUCGACAUAGCGGUAGCUGUCUUGGCAAAUCUUGCUACGAUACCAGAAGGGAGAACUGCGAUUGGGCAGGCGCGAGGUAUUCCAGCUCUUGUUGAAGUUGUCGAACUGGGUUCAGCGAGAGGGAAGGAAAAUGUUGUUGCAGCAUUGCUUCAGCUAUGCAAAAACAGUAACAGAUCUUGCAGCAUAGUUCUUCGAGAGGGUGUUUUGCCCCCUUUAGUCACACUGUCACGGUCAGGAACACCACGAGCAAGAGAGAAGUCACAGGCUCUUCUCAGCUACUUCCACAGCCAGAGACGUGGGAACUCAGGAAGGGGAUGA